CCGGGCCGAGGGGGGGACGGGCACAGAGCCAGGGCGAUCGGGUCCUGACGGUGGGAGGUUGUCUCCGGUGCUUUGCCCCUGCUGUGUGCUGGCCGGACCGCGCGGGUACGGCGCCUCUCCGUGAGGGGAGGUGGGUCUGCUCUCAGAAGAUGCGAAGCAGUAGUUGUGGUGCUUAGUCAUGGCAUCAGAACUGUGUAAAACAAUCUCUGAGGCAAAGCUGGAAAGGCACAAGAACUUGUUCUUAAAUUACCGAAAUCUCCAUCACUUCCCUCUGGAGUUACUGAAGGAUGAGGGGCUGCAGUACUUGGAAAGACUUUACAUGAAAAGAAAUUCCCUGACCACAUUGCCAGAAAACCUUGCACAGAAGCUUCCAAACCUCGUGGAAUUGUACCUCCAUUCAAAUAACAUAGUUGUUGUACCUGAAGCCAUUGGCUCCCUGGUUAAGCUGCAGUUUCUGGACCUGAGCGACAAUGCGCUGGAGAUCGUGUGCCCCGAGAUCGGCCGCCUGAGGUCCUUGCGGCACCUUCGCCUGGCAAACAACCAGCUGAAGUACUUACCUGCAGAGGUUGGAGACCUGCGGGAGCUGCAGACCCUGGACAUCUCCACAAACCGCCUGAUGACGUUACCCGAGAGGCUGCACAUGUGCCUUUCGCUGCAGUACCUGACUGCAGACAGGAACCACCUGUGGUCUGUGCCACGCCACCUGUGCCAGCUGCCCAGCCUCAACGAGCUCUCCAUGGCCGGCAACCGCCUGGCAUUCCUGCCCCUGGAUUUAGGUCGUUCUCGAGAGCUCCAGUAUGUUUAUGUGGAUAACAAUAUUCACCUGAAAGGCCUCCCAUCUUAUCUGUAUAAUAAAGUCAUUGGUUGCAGUGGUUGUGGUUCUCCAAUUCAAGUUUCAGAGGUGAAACUGCUCUCUUUUUCAUCAGGCCAGUUAACUGUGUUCCUGCCAGCAGAGGUGAAAUCUAUAGGGACAGAAACAGAUCAUGUGCUGCCUUUGCAAGAACUGGCCAUGAGGACCCUCUAUAACACCUACUACAGGUUUUUGAAAGAUUUAAACUUUCUGACUCCAAUCUCACUCCCCAAAAGCCUCUUGGAAUUGCUGCACUGUCCCUUGGGACACUGCCACCGCUGCAGCCAGCCUAUGUUUACCAUUGUCUACCCAAAGCUCUUUCCCUUGAGGGAGACUCCAAUGGCAGGAUUGCAUCAAGGGAGGACAACUGUUAGUUUUGUGGCAUACUGCUGCUCCACCCAGUGUCUGCAGACUUUUGACCUACUGAGUUGAUAAACAUUUCAAGCUCCUCAGGAGUGCUGCCAGUGUAAAGCUGCAUUCGAUGCCGUGUCUCCUUGGUACUGGAAUACCGUGUGUGCGUGUGCCAAAGCAGCAGAAGUGCCCAGGCAGGAACAUUCUGAGGCACUUAAAUCCUGCCCUAUCAAAUCUGGAUGAACUGCAGGAACUUUGUAGAAGUGUAAAUACCGAGCUUUUAAAAGUAUUAACUUCUCUCUUCUCCGAGGCAGCACACAAACCAAACACAUUCACGAGCUCUGACUUCAGGAUUUCCAGUAGUUUUCAAAUGUGCCUGAUUUCAGGUUGACCCAUUGCAUCAUUUGAGGCAGUUGCAUUCCUCUAACAGGAAAAAAAAAAAAGUUCCGUUAUGGCAAACAAAUUUUCACGUAUUCAUCCCUAUCCUCUUCCCCUCUACAGCUGCAAUCAGGUGUACUGCUGUAAGCCUGCAGAAACCUUUGAUGGAUCCCAGUGACUUUGCCAUAGAAUUCAGCCUUAUUUUCUCCCUCUCAUCUUAAUGUUUACCACAGCGGAGUUAUCCUAGCUGUAUACCAAGUCUUUGACAGUUCUCUGUGGUAUUUAAAUCCACAUGCUAAAAGCAGAUCUUUCUUUCUAGUAUCAUUAAAUACCACAGUGAUUUAAUUGGAGUAACUAGGAUAUGUCUGGAGACUGAGGAUCCUGUUUCAGUGAAGGCUGGUACUGAUGCCUACACUAAGGGCUCUUGCUCCAGCAUGUUUGAGGGUGUGUUUUCUUUAUUUUCAUUGCUUUAUUUUUAGAAAUAGUUCUCCUUUUGUUCCAUUGAGUUCUUCAAGAAGAAGACAACUUUAAGUAUCAAUUUCCCUUGGAAAAAACCCAAUUAGUAAUAUGAUAGUAAAUCUUUAUAUCUGUUACAUGUUUACAGUUGCAGGCUAUAGAUCUGCAAAGAGCUGGUCUUGAUCUUUUUCUAGAUUCAGCAUUUGGCUGAUUUGUCCAAGUGUGUCAGUGGAUUGUGUGCCUUGGAGAAGGCUGGAAAUCCAGGAGCAGGUGUGUAUCUCCAUGCACAGGUAUAUCUGUACACAUGGCUACCUGCACAGAAGGUAUUUGGGACAUUUGUUUUCAUAAAUUAAUGGCAGAUUUGGUGCAAAUUGCCACUCAGUUUGGUAUUUGUGGGAAUCUUUUUUUGUUACACCUUGUUCAUUUUAAAUAAAGAAAAAAGGAUGGAAAAAAGGCCCAAAAUGCCUACAUGACUAAACAUUUUGAUUUUAUACUGAAACAGUUUAUAGACGAUUAGCCCCUCUUGAUUUGUUUUUGAAUAUAUAAUAUUUUUAAAAAUAUAAUUAGUUCCUUUUUUUUUUUUUUUCUUUCUUUCUAUUUCUUAGGUAUAAACCACUUGUUGAUUUAGCACAGUGUGCUGCUCUGUGCACUAGGUAGUUACAAGCCGAAAUAGAUAUGAAUGAAACAGUUUGUUAUAAAAAUGGCAAGAUAAAGAGAGUUAUUUGGUAGUGUAUUAGCAUAUGUUGUGGUGAGGUGUGCGGACUUUGAAGGCAGGAGGCCUUAAAAUGUUUUCCUGUUGCCAAAGAAGCAUUUGUUCCCUCUGCAGGCUUCCUGGCAUCUCUUCAAUAAAUAGAGUAUCUUAAGAGCUUAAAAGAGUACCAAAAAGGCAGUUUUGAGGGUGUAAUUUUUAGGUUGUGCAUGUUACUUGUAAAAAUCUUUCCUGGUUUUAUUGGGUUGGUUUUAGAGAGUUGAAUUAGCAUUAAGAAAUGUAGAACUUAAUCCUUCAGGAAUGCAAGUAUCAUCUACUGCUUGAGAAUUGGGAAACUUUCUAAAAUAAAUCCCAUUUAUUAAAUCUGCUUUGCAGUAGGGGAAAGAGCCAUGUCCAAGCAGCCUCGGUGCUUUUGGAUUUCUGUCUGUGUCGGUUCUCAGGUUUUGUUUCCAUGUUGGAAUCCCAGCAGGCCCAGCCACCUCACAGGAUUCACUACUGAGGCAGCAAAAUCCACCUUCAGCUUUCUCCUUUUCCUUACUCCUUUUAGUACCUCAGAGCUGAGAUGUAAAUGGCCCAUGUACAAUUCUAUCUGUAUCAGAAAUGUGGGACAGAAUCCACUUUUUUAAAAACAGAUGAUAAAAGCUAUGGUAGUGUUACAGAUGUUAAUUUUUAUACAAUACUCUGAUCAGGAAUUUUCAGUAUUAUUUUUACUGUGGCUUCCUCUGUCUUUGAAGGAGAUGUUUCCUUGGAAGUUUUUGUCCUCUUUUUAUAGCAAGUUGUAGACUUGAAAUCACAGUUUAUAUCUGAAUUCAGUCUAUAAAUACUAUUUUGGAGUUAAAUCUGGUCGUGAUCACCUAAAAGACAUUAGCAUGUUUUUGAUUAGAAGUCAAGAAGAGCGAAGCUUCAUUUUAUCAUUAUAAUUAUUUAUUAUUUUCUUUCUUCUUCCCAUAAUCUAAUUAUUUCUUAUUGAGUCUGUAUCAGUCUCGUUAUUAAUGUCUCCAAGUGCAGUUCAGAAGAAAUUUAGCCUGUUCUAUAAGCAGGAUGAAUCUUAACUAACACUUUAAUAGAUGAUAUUUCAAGAAUGGAAUGUUCAAUAAAUAAAUGACUUAAACAUGCAAUUGAA
This is a messenger RNA of Hirundo rustica (Barn swallow), 3867 nucleotides long. RefSeq names its product leucine rich repeat containing 28 (gene LRRC28). Lineage: Eukaryota; Metazoa; Chordata; Aves; Passeriformes; Hirundinidae. The coding region runs from base 179 to 1282 and encodes 367 amino acids. The transcript has 10 exons. Gene Ontology annotation, molecular function: protein binding. The record is from RefSeq and is a predicted model, not a curated record.